AUGACUAGAGAAGUGGAUAUAUCUCAGUUUGACAAUAAUGCCAUUAAUUCUAAUGAAAUCGUUAUUGAUGAUCCAUCUUUAUUUGAUGGUAAUAGUGAUACAUCAAUACCGAUAACAAAAAUAUCACCAAGUACAAUCAGAAAUUUUCGACGUACUCUCUAUGGUCUUCCAUUUCAAACACAUUCUACUUCAGUAUCAUCACAUCAACCACCUUCAUCACCUUUAUUAUUUUAUCAACUUUAUGCACUAAGUGUUUUACGUCAACCAUUCAAUGGUACUAUACGAACUUCAACAAAUACUUGUCGAACAACAACAACAUCAGUUCGAACAAAUCUAUCAUUAUCAAUUCAUCCAACAUAUACUCCAUCAAUUGCAACAGAUAUUCAACAAAAGCAAACAUGUUUUCAUCGAUAUCGUUAUCGAUAUUUACUUAUAUUUAUACUUGUUUUAAUACUUCUAUUAGUUAUUACUUUACUUAUAAUUUUUUCAACAAAUUUUGGUAUUCGUUUAACAUCAUGUCAUUGUCCAAAUGGAUAUGAAAAAAGUUUCUCAACAUCAUUUUGUACAUGUACAGAUAGAAAUGAAUGUCUCAAUGGUGCUGGAUAUCAUACAUGUACUGGUCUUAAUAUGCAAUGUAUAAAUACUAUGGGUAGUUAUAUAUGUCGUUGUCGAUCAGGUUUUAUUCGUGAAAAUGAUAAAGAUUCUUGUGUUGAUAUAAAUGAAUGUGAUGUCUAUAGACCAUGUAAUACAAGUAUAAGUACUUGUAUUAAUUUACCUGGUCGUUAUUAUUGUCAAUGUUUAAGUAAUCAAGGAAAUGAUGAUAAAUGUAUACCAAGAAAUAUUUGUGCUGAACAAAAUGAUUUAUGUGGUCCUCAUAGUGAAUGUGUUGCAUCUCCAUCGACUGGAUAUAAUUGUCAAUGUCUUCCGGGUCAUAUUAUGUAUGAAAAUGGUCAAUGUUCAAAGAUCAAUGAAUGUGCAUUGAGACCAUCUGUAUGUGAACGUGGUCGUUCUUGUAUAUUAACACGAGAUCGUUUUGAUUGUUGUACAUUAAAUAUAACAACAAGUGAUACUGGUGAAUGUACAGAAUGUGGUUUACCUGUUAAUCGACGACAAGCAAGAAUUGUUAAUGGUGAUCAAUCAUAUCGUGGUCAAUGGCCAUGGAUGGCUGUUGUUGGAGUUUAUUUUCGUGAUGAUACAAAUCGUUGGAUAAAUAUAACACAAAAAUGUGCUGCAACAUUAAUUGCAAAUCGAUAUUUAUUAACUGCUGCACAUUGUCUUAGUAAUCAAUUACCAACAUUUGAUACAAUGCGUUUACCAAAUCGUUAUCAAUCAUCAUUAAAAGAUACAUAUCGUGUAUCAUUUGAUGUUAUUGAUGUUGAAAAUGAUAUAGUAAAUAAUGGAAAUAUAAAUAAUAAAAAACAAUCACGUACAUAUACACUUGAACAUGCAUGUAUUCAUCCCGGUUUUAACCAUAAUACGCUUUUACAUGAUAUUGCUAUAUUAAAAUUAAAACAACCAAUCAUACGUAGUUCACUUAUUGAUACAAUUUGUUUACCAACAAAUGAACAAAUAAUUAAUAAUGGUAGUCGACUUUGGGUUGCUGGAUGGGGUUCAAAUGCUGAAUAUAGUUCAAGUUUAAAUACAUUAAUGCAUGCUGAUUUACAAAUGCUUCCAAAAUCUCUUUGUCCAUCUAUUGAAUCAAAUGAUUAUCAAAUAUGUGCUGGAUGGUCUGAUGGAAAAAAAGAUGCUUGUCGUGGAGAUUCAGGUGGACCAUUAAUGUUACUUAGUAAUAAUCGAUGGUAUAUUGUUGGUAUUGUAUCAUUUGGUGAUGGUUGUAGUCGUGCAAAUAGUGGUGGAAUCUAUACACGUGUAUCUGCAUAUCAUAAAUGGAUUCGUGAAAUAAUGUCUUCAUCAACAGUACCAAUGAAUUGUAGUUCUUCUUAUGAUUAUACUCAAAUUCUUACGGAAAUUUCAACAUGA
This is a messenger RNA of Adineta steineri, 1980 nucleotides long. NCBI's taxonomy places the organism in Eukaryota, Metazoa, Rotifera, Eurotatoria, Adinetida, Adinetidae. The record is from the annotation of a GenBank genome assembly.